AUGGCCAAACUCACCGACUUCAAAGUCCUCACCUUCGACGUCUACGGCACGCUCAUAGACUGGGAGACUGGCGUCCUCGCCGCCCUCGCCCCCUCCCUCCCACCCAACCACACCUUCACGCGCCAGCACCUCCUCACGCAAUACCACCACUUCGAAGCUUCCCAACAACGCGCCACCCCCUCCCUCCCCUACACCUCCCUCCUCACGACCCUGCACCCCUCGCUCCUGGCGUCCCUCUCCCUCCCGGCCCCCACCCCCGCCGCCAGCGCCGCCUUCGGCGCCAGCGUCGGCACCUGGCCCGCCUUCCCCGACACCGUGUCGGCGCUACGCUCGCUGCGCAACCAGGGCUUCAAGCUCGUGGUCCUCAGCAACGUGGACCGCGCGUCCUUCUCCCUCACCAACUCCGGCCCCCUGGAGGGCGUUCCCUUCGACCUCGUGCUCACGGCGCAGGAUAUCGGCAGCUACAAGCCGGACGCGCGCAAUUUCGCGUACAUGCUGGAGAGCGUGGAGCGCGAGUUUGGGGUGGGCAAAGAAGCGGUGCUGCAGACGGCGCAGAGCCAGUUUCAUGAUCAUUUGCCGGCGAAGAGGGCGGGGGUGAGGAGUGCGUGGAUCGAAAGGCCCGGGGCCGUCAUGGGAAAUGUGAAGGAGGGGGAGGAGGUGGUGGCGGAUUGGAGGUUUGCGACGUUGGGGGAGAUGGCGGAGGCGGUGGAGCGGGAAGGGAAGGGGGCGGGCGGGGCUUGA
Cyphellophora europaea CBS 101466 is the source of this 741-nucleotide messenger RNA. RefSeq names its product haloacid dehalogenase, type II. The transcript has a single exon. The record is from RefSeq and is a predicted model, not a curated record. NCBI's taxonomy places the organism in Eukaryota, Fungi, Ascomycota, Eurotiomycetes, Chaetothyriales, Cyphellophoraceae. Bases 1 to 741 code for a protein of 246 amino acids.